Ostrea edulis (European flat oyster) is the source of this 868-nucleotide messenger RNA. RefSeq lists its product as uncharacterized. Bases 36 to 791 code for a protein of 251 amino acids. Gene Ontology annotation, cellular component: mitochondrion; mitochondrial large ribosomal subunit. The transcript is spliced from 4 exons. Lineage: Eukaryota; Metazoa; Mollusca; Bivalvia; Ostreida; Ostreidae. The record is from RefSeq and is a predicted model, not a curated record.
UUGCAGGUUAUGAAGAAUAAUGACACUGACAUCACAUGUCGAAAAUGAGUUUGGCAAGGACAGCGUUUUCUAAUUCUACACAACUGUUUUCAUCUGCUAGCAGAGCAGUAUAUCCUGGUUAUGUACAAAGUUGUAACAGGAGGGUAUGGCUGAAUUUCUUGAGAAGAAAAAUUGAAAACGAGGAUCCAAAACCACUGGAACAUGAAUCACAGUCUGUUGUCCAGUUUGACAAUUAUACCAAGGACAAUUUAAAGAAAAGAACGUCCAUUCAAACGCAGCGAGCCUACACACCCCCUGAAAAUCUGGAAGAGACAGUGCUUCAGAUUGUAAGGAGGGUGUAUGGAAAAGGAGUGGACUGGCGGGAAAUAGAUUUAGACCAGGACAGACGUACGAAGUUUACAGUUCUUACCAGAAUGAUGAAGGAAUUUGACCAUUAUAUUCCCAAUACUGAGUUACAUGAUAUGAAGACUAUAGAUCAAGCUGUGGAAUUCUUCAAGAAGGAAGUGAGAGACACUACAUGUUUGGAAGAUUUAACAAAACUAGACUUGCCCAAAAACCUUCAUAUAAACACGGAAUACAUUCGCUACAAUCGUGAUGAAGAUUCGCUGUGGCCUGGGAAAGAUGCUUUUCCGGGAAGACAAACCAGAGUUUUUAGUACCAAAUUUUCUAAAAAAUAUAAGGUUGUUGAUAAAUCUAAAGACAAAUAUAGAUACAAUUUCAACAGGAAAACAAUCUUUGAGGAACAAAAGGAGUACGUUAACAGAAUUGAAAAAGCUUCAUUUGGAAGAUGAUUAGAAUUCCUACUGUCUUUUUCGUUGUUUUAUGUAAAGAUUAUGAUGGCUGUAAAUAGAUUUAUCAUACAAUGAAA